ACGGAGUACUGUGCCGUUAUUAAUUCAUUUUUUGAUCGGCUGUUUAACACUUAAAAAUAAUUAUGCUCCUAUAAACACCGCUCCCUUGUCGGUAAUGCCCCCACUCAAAUCUCAAUUAACUCCUCUCUCCCUCUCUCUCUCUCUCUCUCUACACUCUCCAUGGCGACAUUUUCUCACUCUUUCUUCUUCUUCAGUCUCGUCGUCUUCGUUCUCACAAUUCCGGCUGAAAUCGCCGCUGCGUCGGCUGAUCAGCCGGCUAAAACGUAUAUAUUUCGAGUCGACAGCCACACGAAGCCGGCGAUUUUCCCUACCCAUUACCACUGGUACUCUUCCGAAUUUGCCGAGCCAGCACACAUCCUUCACGUUUAUGACACCGUUUUUCAUGGUUUCUCAGCCUCCCUCAGUCCGUCGCAGGCCGCUUCGGUGCUCCGGCACCCAUCCGUCCUCGCAUCUUUCGAGGACCGCCGGAGGCAGCUUCACACCACUAGAUCGCCUCAAUUUCUAGGGCUCAGCAACCAGCGCGGUCUCUGGUCCGAAUCUGAUUACGGCUCCGAUGUUAUAAUUGGGGUUUUCGAUACCGGAGUUUGGCCGGAGAGGAGAAGCUUCUCCGAUCUGAAUCUCGGCCCCGUUCCUGCCCGUUGGAAGGGGGUUUGCGAAACAGGUGUGAAAUUCACCGCUCGUAAUUGUAAUAGGAAAAUCGUUGGAGCUCGAUUUUUCUCGAAAGGCCAUGAGGCGAGAGCAUUCGGCGGCGGUAUUAACGAUACGGUGGAGUUCCGGUCCCCUCGAGAUGCGGAUGGCCACGGCACUCACACGGCGUCGACGGCCGCCGGAAGGCACGCUUUCCAAGCUAGUAUGUCGGGUUACGCCUCUGGAAUCGCUAAAGGUGUUGCCCCCAAAGCUCGAUUGGCUAUCUACAAAGUCUGCUGGAAGGACGGCGGUUGUAUGGACUCCGACAUCCUCGCCGCUUUCAACGCGGCGGUUGCGGACGGUGUGGAUGUUAUUUCGAUCUCGAUUGGUGGAGGCGAGGGCGUCUCGUCGCCCUAUUACCUGGAUCCUAUCGCCAUAGGAGCAUACGGCGCCGUUUCGAGAGGUGUGCUUGUGGCCGCAUCCGCGGGCAACGACGGACCUAACCUCAUGUCCGUCACUAACGUUGCUCCGUGGCUGCUGACGGUGGGAGCCGGCACGAUCGACCGGAAAUUCCCGGCAGAAGUAAUCCUGAGCGACGGAAGGAAGUUCUCUGGGGUAUCACUGUACGCGGGGUCUCCAUUGAAGGACAAAAUGUAUCCCUUGGUAUUCCCAGGCAAAUCUGGGAUGCUCUCUGCUUCACUGUGUAUGGAGAAUUCACUCGACCCCAAAGAAGUCAGUGGGAAGAUUGUAAUAUGUGAUCGGGGGAGCAAUCCGCGGGUGGCGAAGGGACUGGUGGUGAAGAAAGCUGGAGGAGUUGGGAUGAUACUUGCCAACGGCGCCUCCAACGGCGAGGGCCUUGUUGGGGAUCCUCACCUCUUACCUGCUUGCUCGGUCGGAUCACGCGAAGGGGACGCCAUCAAAUCCUUCUUAGCUUCCAAUCCAAACGCCACUGCAACAAUCAACUUCUAUGGGACUGUGCUCGGAGUGAAACCAGCACCGGUGGUGGCUUCCUUCUCCGCCAGAGGCCCCAAUGGACUCAACCCUGAGAUACUGAAACCGGACUUGAUCGCCCCCGGAGUGAACAUCUUGGCUGCCUGGACGGACGCGGUCGGCCCGACCGGAUUAGAUUUGGACACCCGGAAAACCGAAUUCAGUAUCUUGUCUGGUACUUCCAUGGCUUGUCCUCACAUCAGCGGUGCAGCUGCCUUGCUUAAAUCCGCCCACCCCGAUUGGACGCCGGCGGCAAUAAGAUCAGCCAUGAUGACCACCGCCAGCAUCGUUGAUAACAAACUGCAGUCCAUGAUGACGGAGAAGUCCACCGGUGGAAAAGCCACUCCGUACGAUUUUGGUGCAGGCCACGUGAAUCUGGGUCUGGCAAUGGACCCUGGACUCGUCUAUGAUCUGACCAACGAAGACUACAUUUCCUUCCUGUGUGCAAUUGAUUAUUCUCCCAAGACAAUCCAGGUGAUCACGAGAUCGCCCGUGAGUUGCCCGUCUAGAAGAAAGCCAUUGCCCGAGGAUCUGAACUAUCCCUCCAUUGCAGCGCUGUUUUCAACCUCAGCUAGAGGGAGCACGAGCAAGACAUUCUCCAGGACAGUGACGAACGUGGGGCAGAUAGAUGCGGUGUAUACUGCCAAGGUUGAGGCCCCAAAGGGAGUGAGCGUGACAGUGAUGCCACAGAAGCUGGUGUUCUCGGAGAAGGUGAGGAAACUGAAGUACUAUGUGACCGUCAGGCUGAGCGGCAAGGAAGGGAUGUUCGAUGACGACUCGGGUGCUCUUUUUGGGUCGCUUUCUUGGACCGACGGGAAGCAUGUGGUUAGGAGCCCCAUAACUGUGACCCAACUUGCGCCAUUGUAGACUUUGAGAGCCUUUGGAUUAACUGAACAGCUCUGAUCAGAAUGAAAGAAAGAAACAAAGUGACGCAGCAGACUCAAAUAUAGCUUGACCUUGUGCUACUACACCUUAUAUAGGAAGUGGGAGAGCAGAACUUCGAUCUGAGAAGAAGCAAUUAUUUUCCAGGAUUUGGGGUUUCAGUUGUUUUGCCACUCCACCCUUUUACAGGCUUUACCUUUUACUUCUUGGUUUAUUUGUUUAGCUCUUGGCUUUACCUUUAAAUGCUGUCUUCUUAUAUUAUACGUCGAGUGAAUGAAAUUGAAAACAAUGAUAGAUUUCCAGUGCUCCUCCAGAAUUAAGAAUUGAAAUCACAGAAUUAUAUACGAGGAAAAACCUGCGUUGCAAUGCGCUUGCACAGUAGCACACUUGCAAUAUAAAGAUAAAGGUGAUUG
This is a messenger RNA of Cuscuta campestris, 2912 nucleotides long. The record is from the annotation of a GenBank genome assembly. NCBI's taxonomy places the organism in Eukaryota, Viridiplantae, Streptophyta, Magnoliopsida, Solanales, Convolvulaceae.